Molecule: messenger RNA, 663 nt
Organism: Anthostomella pinea
Lineage: Eukaryota; Fungi; Ascomycota; Sordariomycetes; Xylariales; Xylariaceae
Source: the annotation of a GenBank genome assembly
AUGGCUCCAACCAUCGACAUCUUUCGCUCGGCUCCGAACGUCGCUGGUCGAAGAGAUGGUCCACUGACAAGCCACGGACUGGAUCAAUGCGGUAUUUACGGGAUACAGUACCUCAAUCACUACGAUCAGCCCAUUGGCCAAGAACCGGAGAACGUUGGCUCGGAGCUGGAUGAUAUUAUUGAAGAGUUUGGCAAAAAGGUCGAGACGUUCCAGGUCACUAUAGACUGGUAUCUCAAAGGACCCGGGACGCAGUACGACGCAGAUGCGGCCGCGGUGGAGCAGAGGGCGAGGUGCGCACGCCAUUUCAUCCGAGACUUCGCGCGGGACGCGGGUGAGAACGGCCGUAUCAUCGUCGUCUCGCACUCGUCAUUCCUGCACUUCCUAGUGGAGGACUUCACGGGGCUCACGGAGACGUUGGCCUGCUCCUGGGAGGAGAACACGUGGCGAAGCUUCACCUUCGAGCAUCUCGAACCCAUCGGGGGGAAUGAUCCGGCCUCUCUCAUCGAGACGGACCAGAGCCUGAGGGACCGCACGGCGAACAACUCUGCGGUUGUGGUGAGGUUCUCUGAGCUGCCUGCGGCUCAAUGGGCUGUGUUGAGGGGCUACGCGCAUAGGCACGCCGAAGAUGGGACUGCCGUGGGUGUAGGUCAAGAAGAGUCCUGA